Molecule: messenger RNA, 645 nt
Organism: Diospyros lotus (date-plum)
Lineage: Eukaryota; Viridiplantae; Streptophyta; Magnoliopsida; Ericales; Ebenaceae
Product: basic blue protein
Exons: 2
Coding region: 1-387 (128 amino acids)
Cellular component (GO): plasma membrane
Molecular function (GO): electron transfer activity
Source: RefSeq, a predicted model, not a curated record
AUGUCUCUGGGAAGAGGCAGUGCAAUGGGUACUGCAGCCGCGGUGCUGGGGCUGGGGCUGUUGUUUUUGAUGUUGAGCUGUGAGGUGGCUCAGGCAGCCACCUACACCGUUGGAGAUGCCGGUGGCUGGGCCUUUAACAUGGUUGGCUGGCCCAAUGGCAAGUCCUUUAAGGCCGGUGACACACUUGUGUUCAACUACGACCCAAAGGCCCACAAUGUGGUAGCUGUGGACAAGGCUGGUUACGACAGCUGCAAUGCCCCACCAGGAUCUAAGGUAUACUCAUCCGGCCAGGAUCAGAUAAUGCUUAAGAAGGGGCAGAAUUUCUUCAUCUGCAGUUUUCCCGGCCAUUGUCAGGCAGCAAUGAAGAUUGCUGUGGCUGCAGCCUAACAUUUUGCAGCAUUCAUGUGAUGUCAAUCAAGAAGACUCAUGGCCCCCCCAAAGAGGAACAUAUAUCAUGUAAUAAGUACCUAUUAGAUGUAAGUUGGUUUUUGAGUAAAAGCCAUAUAACCCUUUAUAUGAAAAACCCUAGUUAUCAGGAGCCUUUAUUGUAGCAUGGUCUUUCAAUGGGGUCUGUUACUGUCCUUGACCAAUAUAAUUGAAAGUUUUGGUUGGAUUGAUUAUGUUUACUAGUGGUAACGGAUUGUG